AUGAAGACCGCCGCGGUGUUCGCAUUGCUCGUCGCCUUCGUCGGCGCUACCGCCCUCGUCGAGCCCCUGCAGGGCUCGGGAUACCCCGAUUGCGGUUUGACAGACGGCUCGUUCUACAUCCCUGAAAAAAUCACCGUCGGCAAGCCCUUCGCCGUCCGCUUCUGCUCCGGCGCGUACUUCAAGACGUCGUCCAAAUCGAUCACCCUCGCCAUUGGCUUCAACAGCACGAGCGUCGAUGGAUCCGUGAUCCUGACGCAGGACAUCUACCCUGUGGGCGGCAAGAAGUACGACUUUGAGGCGACGGUGCCGAACUCUCUGGACAAGUUCUCAGACAAGUCGCCGCUUAUUGUGGUCGAGAAGAUCAACGGCUACUAUGAGAGUGAGUAUUACCAAGUCACCACGAAGAAGGCGCAUAUCGUCUACCCCGAGGAGUCGUACGCGGGGGACACUGAUGCGCAAGUCCUGAUCUCUGCCAACUUAGACUAG
Schizophyllum commune H4-8 is the source of this 486-nucleotide messenger RNA. RefSeq lists its product as uncharacterized. The record is from RefSeq and is a predicted model, not a curated record. Bases 1 to 486 code for a protein of 161 amino acids. The transcript is spliced from 3 exons. Lineage: Eukaryota; Fungi; Basidiomycota; Agaricomycetes; Agaricales; Schizophyllaceae.